CCUUCUUUAAACAAUGUCCUCCAGCUAGAGCAACCCAGAGAGCCUCUGAGCACAGCACAGCCUUGGACUUAUUUCAAGGGAAAUUCACCCGGGAACUCCUCCACCAGGCUGUGAUCCUGGGCGUAUGCCCCUGGAAAAGCUAGGGAUGAGCACCUCCCUGAGCUACAAGUCCUUCUCCAAAGAGCAGCAAACCAUGGACAACCUGGAGAAGCAGCUGAUUUGCCCCAUCUGCCUGGAGAUGUUCACAAAGCCCGUGGUCAUCCUGCCCUGCCAGCACAACCUCUGUCGGAAAUGUGCCAGCGACAUUUUCCAGGCCUCCAACCCCUACCUGCCAACCAGGGGCGGCACCACCGUGGCAUCGGGAGGCCGCUUCCGCUGUCCCUCCUGCAGGCAUGAGGUGGUCCUCGACAGGCACGGUGUCUACGGGCUGCAGAGGAACCUCCUGGUGGAGAACAUCAUCGACAUCUACAAGCAGGAGUCCACAAGACCUGAAAGGAAGUGUGACCAGCCAAUGUGUGAAGAGCAUGAAGAUGAGAGAAUUAAUAUUUAUUGUCUGAACUGCGAAAUGCCCACCUGCUCCUUGUGCAAAGUCUUUGGUGCCCACAAAGACUGUCAAGUUGCUCCUCUUACAAAUGUUUACCAGCAACAGAAGUCCGAGCUGAGUGAUGGCAUUGCAGUCCUGGUGGGGAGCAAUGACAGAAUGCAAGGGAUAGUCACACAGCUUGAGGAGACCUGCAAGACUGUUGAGGAAUCCUGCAGACGACAAAAAGAGCAGCUGUGUGAAAAAUUUGAUUAUCUCUAUUCUGUGCUGGAAGAAAGAAAAAAUGAGAUGACACAAAUAAUCACUAGAACCCAAGAGGAAAAACUGGAACAUGUCCGCUCCCUGAUGAAGAAGUAUGGGGAUCAUUUGGAAGCUGUAUCAAAGCUGGUUGAAUCAGGAAUACAGUUCAUGGAAGAGCCAGAAAUGGCCGUGUUUUUGCAGAAUGCCAAAACAUUGCUACAAAAAAUUACUGAAGCAUCUAAGGGAUUUCAAAUGGAAAAAAUAGAGGAUGGGUAUGAAAAUAUGAAUCAAUUCACAGUGAACCUCAGUAGAGAAGAAAAGAUAAUAAGAGAAAUUGAUUUCGACAGAGAAGAGGAGGAAGAAGAGGAAGAGGAGGAGACAGUGGAUGGUGAAGAUUUGGAUGAAGUCCACACAGAGUCAUCGGGAGAGGAGGAGGAAGAGGUGGAGGAGAAAGGGACUGAGAUAACAUCACAGCCAUCUCAGCAGGACCCUGAACUGCAGAGCACAGCAGGAGAGCCCUUGGCUGAACCCUCUCCCAUGCCACUGGCCACCACCCCAGCUGGUCUGGAUGAGAUUGUCACACCAAGUGGUUCCCAACAGACCCCAGAGUCUGACACUCAAGUGCCGGCCACAGCAGAAUCCAUGGAUCCACUGUUUUACCCUAGCUGGUACAAAGCUCAGUCACGGCAAUCAACCAGUCCGAGCUCAACCCCGGAGAGUGGGCUGGGGAAAGUAGGGCCUCCUGUUUCUCUGGAAACAAGUGCAAAGAAGGCUGAAGCCCCAGCAGCAGCAGCUGUCGAGGAGAGUGCACCGGGGAGUGGUAAGGAAAGUAAUGCCACUGCAGCGACGUCCAAGACUGGUUCUGAACCCUCGCCUCAAGGACCAGUGGGGGAAACUCCUGUGAGCAAUGGGAGGGGUGACGAGCCGGCUCGUCACAUCUUCUCCUUCUCCUGGUUGAACUCACUCAAUGAAUGAUGACUCUCCCUGCCUGGCUUCUGGUCUGCUGCUUCUCAAAGGGACUGUGAGCCCAGGCAGCCUGGCUGCAAUCAACGAAGAAACUAACCUGGAAAGGGACAUCCAAGCAGGAUUUUUUUUUUUCCCCAGGAAUUCGUUUGACCUCCGUACCCAGUUCUUGAAAUGACAGUCCUGAGAGGGAUGGGAGCAUGGGGACAAAUUGCUAUGCUGUAUUGUACUCAGAGUGUUUUCCAGUAGUUUCUUGUUUCCAAGGGAAAAAUAGCAUCACUACAGCUGUAGCCUGAGCACUGCUAGUGUUUUGUUAUUCAUUUUUUAGCACAUCUUUGUGUAGGUAGAAAUUCCUUCACCAAUAUUGUUAGCUAAAAUGCUGGAAUGUUAUUCACCAGUUGCAUCCUCUGACAACACAGCGUUUCUCCUCAGUACCCUCCUGCAUCCCCACUCAUCCGUACUGGUGACUUCAGUGACACUAUCGUGCCCUUGGCAGCCUCAGGUCAGGGUUGUGUCUAAGCACCUCCCUGCAGUCACUUGUGAUCCCAGGGCACCAGUGCAUCCCCAGCUGCAGAGGCUGAAUACAGGAGGGGAGAGGGAAGCUGCCAUUUCUUCCUUUGCACUUGCUCUUCUGGUUAAGCCAUGACAGAUGAUAGAAACAGCUUAUUUGUCGGGAAGGUGCCCAGCAACAGGGAUGAGGGAGAUACAGACACAGAUAACACUGGUCAGCCCCUGAGCAUAGAUGCAGGAUACAGCUGUGAGCCUGUGGGGCAGUGACCAGGGUGCUGCCCAAGUCUGUCCAGACAUUAUCUGUAUCUAAGUCUUCUUCUUCACCCAUGUGUGUAGAAAAAGGGGCAUGUUCUUGCGUGAAACCAGAAUAUAGUGAAGUGGUCUCAGGUAUUCAUACAAGGUUUAAUUUGAAGGCCCCCUGGUGUGCUGUAGAAAAGUCAAAUGCCCUGUUCUGCAUGCAUGGCAGAUGCUGAGCUAUCAAAUGAAAGCAAAUUUGCCUCUUAAUAGAAGUUAUACAGGUUGUACUGAAAGUGAUACACAAGUUUUGUCACAGGGGACAGGGAGCCAGCACCCAGUAAGUGUUUAGGAGAGGUUAACAGGUUGCUGGGAGUGCUUGGUGCUAUGGGAGCAGGUAUCAAACUCCACACUUCAGUUACAGGUUGAUCUUUCCAGGAGCCCUGAGCCAGGCCUUAAACACACUCUUUGGGCAGGAGACUGUGCCCGGGCAGGGGACUGUGCUGGAGCAGAGGGCUGUGCUGCAUCCCAGCAGGACUGGUGAGCUGGCAGUGCAAUCAUACAGCAUAUCCUGGUUAGCAGCUGUGAGGGGUCAGCCCUGGACAUCCCUUGCUGCAGGGAUGAGUCUCAUUGACCCUUAUUCGUGUCUGUUUCUCCUGGAAAACUCUCCUGAUAGGAAGGUUUUGGGAGGCUGCAUAGGUGAGGUCUGUACAAAGCUUUCAGCUUGGCAUAGCCCAGACUGAGCCCCACUCCCCACCACCACCGCAUCGACUGUAGCUGCUAGAGCAGCCUUUUCCCUGGGAUGUGGUUUAUGAUGAGAAAUCGCCUAUUUUCUUGCUGUUGUCCCAAUAGAUUUACCUCAGUUCCUCCGAGGAAGUUUCUCCAGUCGUGCUGCCACUUUCCCAGCGCCCCUCGCCGGGACGCGGCUUCGACACGGCCCUCGGGACGGGGGGAGUCGAGGCGGGGAGGAACCCGCCCUUUAAGGGUGCGGGGAAGAUGAGCAGAGCUGGAAAGAAAACGGGAGAUGCCGGAGUGCCCCACCGGUUUCCCGGGGAGUACCGUAGUGGAGUAGGGGGGGAGCCGAGGUGCGAGUCGGCAGGACUAGGGACGAAGCGAUCGUCCCCCGGCUCCGGGAGCAGCCUUUGCGCAGCACCUGCCGGGUGGCACGUCGGGGAGCGCCUCUGGGAGCGCCGGCAGGGACGGGGACUCCCCGGGGCGUGGAAAGGAAAGAAACAUCCGCGGGGGUGAUUUAGGGCUCCUUGCGGCUCUGAGUGUCCGCGGCAGUGGGUGGGUGCCCCCUCCGGUCCCAGUAAGCGCUGAGGGAGGCUGAGAAGACCUCAGGCGUCUGAGCAAGAAAGUGUAUCCAGGCAUCGUUACUUUGCAGCUUUUAUUAAAAAUAUAAAUAUUAAACAUUCUCUUACACAACAAAAUCGACCGAGCGCUGAAAAGAUGUUUUAUUGUGAAAAUGUUUACAGGGAAG
Messenger RNA from Calypte anna (Anna's hummingbird), 3968 nucleotides. RefSeq names its product tripartite motif containing 55 (gene TRIM55). NCBI's taxonomy places the organism in Eukaryota, Metazoa, Chordata, Aves, Apodiformes, Trochilidae. The transcript is spliced from 10 exons. Bases 125 to 1756 code for a protein of 543 amino acids. The record is from RefSeq and is a predicted model, not a curated record. Gene Ontology annotation, molecular function: zinc ion binding.